ACUUUCCCCCAUCCUUAUACAAACAUCAAUGUUAUAUAAAUCUGUUUCAUUUUAUUCGUAUAGGAAUUUAGCCAUUGGGAUUGGCAUUCAGAAUUUUCCAGAAGGGUUGGCCGUCAGUCUUCCCUUGCACGGGGCAGGAUUUUCAACAUGGAGAGCAUUCUGGUAUGGGCAGUUAAGUGGCAUGGUGGAGCCCCUAGCUGGCAUCUUUGGUGCUUUUGCCAUGGGGCUAGCAGAGCCUCUCCUCCCAUUUGCUUUGGCUUUUGCUGCUGGAGCAAUGGUGUAUGUGGUGAUGGAUGAUAUCAUCCCAGAAGCACAGAUCAGUGGCAAUGGGAAGCUGGCUUCCUGGACCGCCAUCUUAGGAUUUGUGGUUAUGAUGUCCCUGGAUGUAGGACUUGGAUAAUAAGAAAUAAUGCCUUUUUUCAAAUUGAAAAUGCAUCAAAAUGCAUCAAAACAGGAGAAAUUGCACAGCAGAAAUUGCAGCUGGACUAUUAUAUUUUACAUUAUUGUGUGGAACUGAGCUGGUAUUGAUUUAAUUAUAUUUAAACUUGUCAUAAUAUAUAUGGAGAUGAUCUUGGGAA
Protobothrops mucrosquamatus (brown spotted pit viper) is the source of this 578-nucleotide messenger RNA. RefSeq names its product zinc transporter ZIP11. NCBI's taxonomy places the organism in Eukaryota, Metazoa, Chordata, Lepidosauria, Squamata, Viperidae. Gene Ontology annotation, biological process: zinc ion transmembrane transport. Gene Ontology annotation, cellular component: membrane. The coding region runs from base 29 to 400 and encodes 123 amino acids. The record is from RefSeq and is a predicted model, not a curated record. The transcript has 3 exons. Gene Ontology annotation, molecular function: zinc ion transmembrane transporter activity.